AUGCCAAACACAACUCAACUCCACCUCCCCUGCGGCCCAGUCAAAGCAGCCCUAACUGACAACCUCAUUCACGCACGAGGAAUCCCAUACGCAACAUCAGCCCGCUUCCAGCCUCCCCAAUCCACCGCCAAAUGGACAUCACCACUCGAUUGCACCGCACGAGCACCAAUAUGCCCACAGCUCCCAUCCCGCCUCGAGUCCGUAAUGGGCCCCUUAACCGAUGGCCAUCCCAUGGAUGAGACCUGCCUCGUCCUCUCCAUCACCGCGCCGGCGCGCGCCCAGCACGCCCCCGUGCUGGUCUGGCUCCACGGGGGCGCCUAUAUCUCCGGCGGCGGAGACCUGGACUGCUACCAGGGCUCUGAUCUCGCCGGCCGCGGCAUCGUCUGCGUCAACGUGACCUACCGCCUCGGCGUGUUCGGGUACCUUCCCAUCGACGGCGUCGCGCCGGCGAACCUCGGGCUGUUGGAUCAGAUCGCAGCGCUGCGGUGGGUGCAAGAUAAUAUUGCUGCGGUGGGCGGGGAUCCGGGGAACGUCACGCUGGCGGGGCAGUCGGCGGGGGCGGACUCGAUGGUUUGUAUGCUGGCUGCGGAGGGGACGCGCGGGCUGUUCCAUCGCGUUAUUCUGCUGAGUCCCCCGCUGGGAGAGCUCCACGGCCGCGCGGAGACGCGGGCGCGUCUGGCUGAGAAGGCGGAGACGCUGAUGACCAAGGAUCCGCGGGAGAUGACGAUAGCAGAACUGCUGGAUCUGCAGAAGAAGCUCCUGCUUGAUCCGGUGCGGGGGAGGCUCAUGCUGUUCGCGCCGACGUUUGGGGCUUACCCGCUGCCGAGCGAGGACGCGGUUGAGUCGAAGAUCGUGGAGGCGGCGAGGGGCGUCCCGGUGCUUAUUGGGUGGACGGCGCAUGAUGGGCGGCCGUUUGCGUCGAUGAGCGGACCGCUGUGUAGUCUGUACUCGAUGCCGUUUGUUGGGGGGUUGCUCGAGGCGCUGGGGACGUGGUACAUGACGCGGAGGUAUUUCAGUCUGCCGUCUCAACGACUGCAUGCCAGACUGGUACAGGCCGGGUGUGCGUCGACUACUUGCUCGUUCGAGUGGGGUGCGCAGAACAACCCGUUGCAGGCCUGUCAUACCAUCGAUAUCCCGUUUGUUCUUGGUGCGCCAGGCGCGUGGGAGAAGGCCCCCAUGCUGCAAGGAAGCGAUGCCGAAGAGGUCCUGCGUCUGGGCGAAGAGAUGAAAAACCUAUGGACGCGGUUUGUGCACGGAGACCGAUUAACAGGCGAGCACAUUGCCAUUGGCAAGGAUUUUGUCACUUCGGAUGAUAUGUUCAUUGAAUGA
Molecule: messenger RNA, 1329 nt
Organism: Aspergillus terreus NIH2624
Lineage: Eukaryota; Fungi; Ascomycota; Eurotiomycetes; Eurotiales; Aspergillaceae
Exons: 1
Coding region: 1-1329 (442 amino acids)
Source: RefSeq, a predicted model, not a curated record